Messenger RNA from Onthophagus taurus, 3975 nucleotides. RefSeq names its product Insulin degrading metalloproteinase (gene Ide). Gene Ontology annotation, molecular function: metalloendopeptidase activity; metal ion binding. Gene Ontology annotation, cellular component: cytosol; mitochondrion. Lineage: Eukaryota; Metazoa; Arthropoda; Insecta; Coleoptera; Scarabaeidae. Gene Ontology annotation, biological process: peptide catabolic process. The record is from RefSeq and is a predicted model, not a curated record.
UAGAACCUUUAUUUUUUUUUGACAGAUUUGUAAUUCCAUUUGACGUUUAUAAAAACCUUUGAUAAAACUCAAAUGCAAGUAAUCAUCUUGAAUAUAUGUAAAUUGUGUGCAUGUGAACGAUAAGCUAAUUGCGAAUGAGAGUUCUAGUAAGUGUACUGUUGAGCGGGAACAUCGGUAGGCAUAUCAAGACGACGCUUUGCUUAUACAGCUCAAUAAAACUAAAUAACGAGCAGAAAACCAAUAUUAAAAGGGUGGUAAAAAUGGAUAAUAACGUAAUCAAACGAUUUAAUGAUAUUGUAAAAUCAGCCGAAGAUAAACGCCUUUAUCGAGGUCUAAUUCUCGCUAAUAAUAUGAAAGUGAUUUUGGUUAGUGAUCCGACCACUGAUAAAUCAGCUGCUGCUAUGGAUGUAGGAGUUGGAUAUUUAAGUGACCCAGAUAACAUCCCAGGGUUGGCUCAUUUUUGCGAACACAUGUUAUUUCUUGGUACAGAAAAAUACCCCAAUGAAAAUGAUUAUAACAAAUUUUUAAGUGAACACGGAGGAAGUUCAAACGCUUCGACAACCCACGAUCACACAAAUUAUUAUUUCGAUAUUGUCCCCGAUCAACUUCCCAAUGCUCUUGACCGUUUUUCCCAAUUCUUUAAGUCCCCUUUAUUUACCGCAAGCGCAACUGAACGUGAAAUAAAAGCUGUACAUUCAGAACAUGAAAAAAAUUUAGCCAGCGACGUUUGGCGUAUUGAUCAAUUAGAUAAACACACCGCCGAUACUAAUCAUCCCUUUCACAAAUUUGGAACUGGAAGUCGACAAACAUUAGAAAUUACACCAAAAGAAAGUGGGAUUAACGUUAGGGAUGAAUUGUUGAAAUUCCAUGGAACUUGGUAUUCAUCGAAUAUUAUGUCUUUAGCCGUUUUAGGAAAAGAAAGUUUAGACGAAUUGGAGCAAAUGGUUAUAAAAAUGUUUAGCGAGGUUAAGGAUAAGGAUGUGAUAGCUCCGAAAUGGGAGGUUCAUCCUUUUUCUGGUGAUCGUUUGAGGACUUGUACAUAUAUGGUUCCAAUUAAGGAUAUUAGGAAUUUAAAUCUUAUUUUCCCAACACCUGAUUUAAUUGAAUUGUAUAAAUCACAGCCUGGUAAUUACAUAAGUCAUUUAAUUGGGCAUGAAGGGCCUGGAAGUCUCUUAUCGGCGUUAAAAGAGAGGGGAUGGUCGAAUAGUCUUGUUGCGGGGAAUAAACCGGCCCCGCGAGGAAUGGGGUUCUUUGGAAUCUCCGUUGAUUUAACCGAAGAAGGGAUUAAACACAUCGAUGAUAUAAUAACGUUAAUAUUUCAAUACAUUAAAAUGUUGAAAGAUGCCGGGCCGUUGUUGUGGAUUCAAGAGGAGCAACGAGAUAUAUCCGCGAUGACUUUUCGGUUUAAAGAUAAGGAGAGUCCUAGGAGUUAUAUUGUGGGGCUUGUGAAUAAUCUUCAGCAUUUUCCGCUUGAAGAUGUUUUAUGUGGUGGAUAUUUUUUGACCGAUUGGAAACCGGAAAUAAUUACGAGCUUGCUAAAUGAUUUUAAUCCGAAUAAUAUUAGAGUGGGGGUUAUCGCUAAGAAAUAUGUGGAUGUCGUCGAUCAAAAAGAACCGUGGUAUGGAACUGAUUAUAAAAUAGUUACGAUACCUCAACAAACUUUGGAGAUGUGGAAAAACGUGGCAGUUCCGAACGAUCUUCAUUUGCCCGAUAAAAAUGAAUUAAUUCCGAGCAAUUUCGAAGUUUACCCAUUGGAGAAGGAAAAUACUGAGUGGCCGAGUAUUAUUAAAGACACCCCGAUUAGCCGAGUUUGGUUUAAGCAGGAUGAUAAAUUUUUGUUGCCCAAAACUAAUUUAAUGUUUGAUUUUGUGAGUCCUUUAGCAUAUUUGGAUCCACUCAAUUGCAACUUAACCCACAUGUUUGUGCAAUUAUUUAAAGAUUCCUUGAAUCAAUAUGCUUACGCUGCAGAAUUAGCGGGAUUAAAAUACGAACUAUCCAACACAAAAUAUGGAUUAAUUUUAGUGUUGAGCGGAUUUAAUGAUAAACAAUCAGUUUUCUUGGAUAAAGUGAUGGAAAAAUUGACCUCUUUUAAAAUUGAUCCAAAACGAUUUGAAAUUUUUAAAGAAAACUAUAUAAGGAUGUUAAAGAAUUUCGCCGCGGAACAACCAUAUCAACACGCCGUUUAUUACUUAGCCGUUCUAUUAACCGAACAUUCUUGGACGAAACAAGAACUUUUAGCUGCAACGGAACAAUUAACUGUUGAUAGAUUGGAGGCGUUUAUACCGCAAAUUUUAUCGAAAAUGCACGUUGAAUGCUUACUUCACGGCAAUUUGACGCGCUCGAAAGGUUUGGAUUUGGUGGAAAUCGUCGAAAAUCGCUUGCAACAAAGCGUUAAUAUGCAACCGUUAUUACCCAGGCAAUUAUUACUUAACCGAGAAUUAAAAUUGGAGGAUGGAUGUAAUUAUUUAUACGAAGUACAAAAUGAGGUUCACAUUGCAAGUUGUGUCGAGUUGUAUUAUCAAUGUGGAGUGCAAAACACAGCGAGUAAUAUGUUGUUGGAGUUGUUCUCCCAGAUUAUUCACGAACCAUGUUUUAACGUUUUAAGAACGAAGGAGCAAUUAGGUUACAUAGUUUUCAGUGGGAUUCGUCGCUCAAAUGGCGUUCACGGUUUAAGAAUAAUCGUUCAAUCACAAAGACACCCCACUUACGUUGAUGAGAGAAUCGAGGAAUUCCUCACGAGUAUGUACGAGUACAUCGAGAAUAUGUCCGAUGAAGAAUUCGCAAAACAUAAAGAAGCUUUGGCCGUGCAACGUUUGGAAAAACCGAAACAAUUAUCAUCGCAAUCUUAUGUAUAUUGGACGGAGAUUAAUAUGCAACAAUAUCACUUCGAUCGUGUUAAUGUUGAAGUUGCUUAUUUGAGGAAUAUCACCAAAAAUGAUAUUUGCGAUUUUUAUAAAAUGUUAUUGGCGGAAAACGCUCAACAACGACACAAAAUUGCGAUCCAUGUUAUAUCCGUUGCGGAUGGUGUUACGAGGGGGCCUGUACACGAAGAAACGACUAAGUUGGUUUCUGCGCAAACGAUGAUUCAUGAUGUAACGGCGUUUAAGAGUUCGCAUGGAAUGCAUCCACUUGUCCAACCGUAUAUUAGUAUAACGCGGAAAGGAAAUAAAUCGAAACUUUAAAGGUUUUUUGGAUGAUAAUGUUUAAAUAAGAUGUUAUCGUUUUUUCUAUAAAUAAAAUUUAAUAAAACUAGAUUUUUUUUUUAAUCUUUAAUUUCCAUAAAAAUUAUAAACUCGAUUUAAAAUACUGUACACAUACAGAGCAAAAAAAUUAGAACUUAAAAAAAACAGAUUCAUCUUUUUUCUUGAUAUGGCAUUUUUACGGAUAUGAAUCUCUAUUUUAUAUAUAUAUAUAUAUAAACAUGCUCUCAAUUAUAGAAUAGUUUUAGUCUCUUUGAGUCCCUUCCGAGAGAAAGUGCCCGUAGCCGCCAAGGUUUCCGAGUAUGUAUAGAAAUAUAUAAUCAUGUAUAACUAAAUCACCCUUAAUAAAUGAAUUCUUAAACAAAUUAAGAAUUAAUUUAUUAGGGGUUAAUUACAAUUCGUACUUUAUUUUGUUUAUAAUAAAAAAAAUUAAGACCAUGUUACAUCGACACAUUAAAAUAGAAGAUCGUCUUGUUUUCUUUGAUUUCUUUUAUUAUUAUUAAUUUUUGUAUCGCGGAUUUUUUUUAUUAUUAAUAAUUAUUGUUCUCAAUGAUUUGAAUCCGCGAAAAACGUGUAUCAAAAUAGAGCGUGCACCUUCACGGAAGGCGGACCAUUAACACUACGAAAACUUAAUUCACAAAAGCUACCAAAAAAAAAAAUAAAAUAAAAUAAAAUUGCGCAGAGAUCAAAUUAAAUCAUUGCCACUCUUCUUAAGAUAUACAUAUAUCUCUUAUAUAUUAAAAAAUACAAUAAAAUAUUACACGAACGACGAAUU